AUGUGCCUAAUUGUAUUUCUCGUUUUGGUGUGCCUACAGUGCUGCGCUGCUUAUGACGCCAUCAUCUUCUCAUCGCUGCCGCUGAAUAAGGUUACAGUGCAUCAGCUGGCAUCGGUCACUUCUCCCAGACUGCUUGCUCUGGGUGUCCAGGAGUUCUCACUGCCCAAAUUCCUCGUUUUUGCACAAGCUUACAGUGAGCAGCCAUUGAAAGGCCCGUUCACAUCGCUGAUGCGAUUGUUUGGUCACGUGAAAGCGCUGCCGAUGGAGGAGCCACUGAAGAUAACGCAGGACUCUGAUAAGCUGGAUAAGACGUCCGCGAAAGGCAUAGUGUAUCGGCAAGUGGAAAGUCUGGAAGAAUUGCUCAAUCUCUUCGCACAACAGAACGAUCUGGCAAGUUAUCAGACAGUUGUUGUUUCGUCACCAGAUGCUUUCGAAAGCGAACUGACCCGACGGAAGCGCGUCUCAUCAGAUGUUACGUUCGAUGAUAAAUCGAUGGCAGCACCCAGUGAUAACCAGUCGGUGCAUUCCGCUUAUUUUGAGAUGCCUGUGCUGUUGCCACCAGAGAACUACUCACUUGCUGAGACCGAUCAGUGCCUGCUGUACAUGGAAGCUUUUGAUGUUAUCAUACGAAACAAGGAUGGCGCCUCGUUUAUUGUUGUUGGCAACGGCGAUGCAACGUUUGAAUGGGAUCCAAAUUACUACAACUGCGACAUGGAUAAUGCCACAUGGGGCAAUGCCAGGUUGGAUUUCGUCGGUAUUCAGAACAAUGGUUAUUGGUCUUUGAAGGAAGUAGAGUUAUUGAAGCCUUUUAAUAUUACGGGCAAUCAAAAUCUCACUGUGGAGGCAAAUUUGACGCGCAAUGAUUUGGGCAUCGAAAGCGUUCCCGGCUUCAGUUUUGCAUGCUCCAAGACACAGGCAGCAUUUUUCAGUACCACUGGUGGGGCGUAUGUCGUUGGGAUUGCAUUAAGCAAUUUUGAGGUGGAUUUGGGGCCAAGAAAAAGUAAGGCGGAAUUUGGAUAUUAUGUCUCGGACUGUGUUGGAACGUUCAGCGCCGGCUCAUGGAUG
Gongylonema pulchrum is the source of this 1065-nucleotide messenger RNA. The record is from the annotation of a GenBank genome assembly. Lineage: Eukaryota; Metazoa; Nematoda; Chromadorea; Rhabditida; Gongylonematidae.